Molecule: messenger RNA, 702 nt
Organism: Sphaerulina musiva SO2202
Lineage: Eukaryota; Fungi; Ascomycota; Dothideomycetes; Mycosphaerellales; Mycosphaerellaceae
Exons: 2
Coding region: 1-702 (233 amino acids)
Source: RefSeq, a predicted model, not a curated record
AUGAAGUCCACCAUCCUCACCUCCUUCCUCCUCGCAGCAACAACAGCAAUACACACAGCACUAGCCUACUCGCCACCCCUCAAAAUCACCAGCAUGACCACCCACCAACCCAUCGGCAGCGGCAGCACCAAUUUCUACUACAUCAACUUCGCCAUUCAAGGAAUUCCCUCACGAAGGUUCUCCUCCUCUUCAUCUUCCGCAUACUGCCAAAUCAGCUGGGGUGACAACGGCUGGACUAACCCUCAACCUUACUCCAUCCACGUCCCGACGGGAACUUGGAUGAAUUGCGAUUCUACUCCCGGAUCCUAUGAUGGCACGAGUGCUUUUCAAUUUCAACUGUUUCCCUACUUCUCCAUUGGGAAUUUUACUUCAGGUGUCAGGAAAAUAUCGCAAGAAUGGGCGUACGGUCUCUCGAAUGCAGAUACUGCUGGACUCACCUAUGCGAGUCUGUUUGAUGGCAAUGCUGUCUCCAGAUAUCACAAACUCACAACAACACGAUACUUCAGAGCCGACUUUGGAGGUGUCACGCAAGAUGAAAGCUCUUCUUCCUCGAACUUCCGGGCGAGAUUUGUAGCAGCGUAUACAGAUACGCUCUCCUCGACUGGCGACUGCAGCUAUCCUACGACUGAGGCUAUCCGCACUACCUCCAAAGGCAUCUAUCAACAGGCCUCAAUUCUGUUCUUCAAGAGAAACAUCUUCUAA